Messenger RNA from Suillus bovinus, 1905 nucleotides. RefSeq lists its product as uncharacterized. Bases 1 to 1905 code for a protein of 634 amino acids. The transcript is spliced from 10 exons. The record is from RefSeq and is a predicted model, not a curated record. NCBI's taxonomy places the organism in Eukaryota, Fungi, Basidiomycota, Agaricomycetes, Boletales, Suillaceae.
AUGCAAGUUUGGGACUUCGAGUUCCUCCUAGCGUUCAGUAGUCGACUUCAUGUCCCUGACCUCAGUGCAGGCUUCGUGCUUGCCUUUGGUUGUCUCGUCAUGGUCUUAUCCAUUACUGGGCCGACUACUCCAUCACCUUGCAAUGCACAGCACAGACUCAUCACUUCUUCAAUGGUGAAGAGGAAGUGGCGACCGCAGCAAAGCAGCAAUUUUCACCUUCCUACAGCCCCCCCACUACUUGUACUUCCUGGAAGAAAACACCUCACACAACAAUCACCCAAUAUUGCAGGAAGGUCACAGCAGCAACAGCCUUUGGGCGAUGCCAGCUCUGCUGAACAGCAUGAUACUGCAUCUGCUGGGGAUCUUUUAGAGGAAGGCUCAUCUUUCUACAACUCACUCCACUGCAUCUCCGAUGCCGACUUACUCCCGCCCUGCUGUUCGAACAACUGCCAAAAGAAGAUCAAUCAGUGGUGGCACUGGACAAACAAAGUCAUUCCUUCCUUGAUCACUCCCCAGAUGAGCUUGCUGCCUUUCAGUGUAGGUCCUCUUGUCGACGGAGGGCUCUCAAGAUUACUUGCAUACUUUUCAAUUAUAUUGAGAUACUAUGAAUUGAUUGCUGCACUUGUGCGCCUGCUCCCCUUCAGCUCCUGGCUCGCGCUGCUGGAACUUGUCAAGACUUUGUUUGUGCAUAUCACUCCCAACAUGACUGCUUGGUGUGAAACACUCAAAGUCUUUCUGGCUGGCCGUGGGUAUCAACUUACCACCAAGGAUAAUCUUUGCCGUCAACUUGGUAAUGCCUAUCAUUGGUACUCUGUUCUCCCACUUUCUGUGUCAUCCAAUGAGGGAUUAACACGUCCAAGUGACUUUCUAAGGUCUCGUUGUCCGAUUUGUUUUGGCCCAUAUGAUUGGCAAAAAAGUGGAACACUUAAUCUCAGACCCCCUGCUCGGGGUCGCAAGAGAAAGCGACCUACAGAAGAGGAGGAGAAUGGCUAUGAGAAUGGCAUGCAAGUCCUGACCUCUGCACUAGAUGGCUGUGGUGCAUCUUUUUCUGCCGCUGAUGAAAAAUGUGAAAAGGCUAGCACCCAGUUUUUUGCAGACACAGGGAUGAUGGCCAUGUUAUGUCGCCAUGAUCAUGUAUUAUGGCUCACUAACAUAACGUCAGCGGGAGAAAAGCAGCACUAUGCUCUUGCCCUGAUCAAGAAGAUUUUUGAUAAUAUCCCUCCCAAGAUGACUUACCGACUCCUUGAUGAUGCCAUUCUUCGCUGGAUAACUUUUGCAAUAUCAGUCUUUCAUGCUUACAGCCACCAAUGGGCCUGUCAAAUAAUAUACCAUCCUCACAAGUGUGAAGGCUUUGGCCUUUCUGAUGGAGAAGGUUGUGAGCGUCUAUGGAGUGCACUCAAACAUCUUAUUGCUCUGCUACGCGUUUCUGGGUUUCAUCAGCGACUUUUUAUCCUUGACACUCAGGUCCAGCACCUGGAUGACAAAAACCUUGUUUUGUUUGGCAGCUGGUUGAGCCAGAGGUGGAAUAACUGCACUAAGAAGAAGAGUAAUGCCAUGCAAGCUCUAUGUGAGCUUUCAGUGGAUGAGACUGCUGUCCAUCAGCAGUGGAAAUUACAGGUUGAACAUCAGACGAGACCCCUGCCUCGAAGAUUGAAGACAAGUAAUGAUGAGGAAAUCUCAAAAAUCCUCUCCCUCGAGAAAUCUCUUGUUGAGCUCGAUGGAUCAUUGCGAUGCAUGGAGAUGCAGCUUUGUGCAGGAAACAUCGACAAUCUCGUCAACUACAACCUUCGUCUCAUUGAAGAGUGUGCUCACCAAUCGAGACUCGUGGACACUUUGAGCUGCUGGAAGACAAGGCUUGGCAUCAAUGCUCAAGCUCUUAAGACCUGUAUCCGCGAACAACUUUGA